UAAAUAUGCCGGUAUAUUCCAGAAUGAUAUAAAUAAGAAAGAGCUCAAGGCUGGCUGAGCAUUGCUUCUCGACUGGCAGCUGGUACGCAUCAUUUCUAUGUGCGUCGAAUCCGCAAAAGAUGGUGUUUAAAGCUGCAUUGCUCACUUUGAUAUGCGUCAAUAUAUAUAUUUGCCAAAGCAGAAACCCUUCGUCUGACACAGCUAGAAAGAGCGACAUCAACUCAGAUUCUGCAGCCGAUGCUAGAAAAGACAGUGUAAGAAUAGGGCAAACGAGGAGGAACGAAGGACGCUUCAGUGAUGAUAAAAGCAAACAUAUGAAAAAGGUGGACGCAGUACGAGAUGACAUCGACGGGCACGAUGCAAGAAUAGAUGACGUAAAAAGAGAUGAUACAAGAAGGGAUGACCGGCGUAUGAAUGACGCAAGGGACGACAAACGUAGAGCUCAGACAAGAAGAGAUGAUGUACGUAGAGAUGACAUACGCAGCAAUGAUGCGAGAAGGGAUGACCGGCGUAUGAAUGACGCAAGGGACGAUAUACGUAGAGAUGACACAAGAAGAGAUGAUGCACGUAGAGAUGACACAAGAAGAGAUGAUGCACGUAGAGAUGACACAAGAAGAGAUGAUGCACGUAGAGAUGACAUACGCAGCAAUGAUGCGAGAAGGGAUGACCGGCGUAUGAAUGACGCAAGGGACGAUAUACGUAGAGAUGACACAAGAAGAGAUGAUGUACGUAGAGAUGACAUACGCAGCAAUGAUGCGAGAAGGGAUGACCGGCGUAUGAAUGACGCAAGGGACGAUAUACGUAGAGAUGACACAAGAAGAGAUGAUGCACGUAGAGAUGACACAAGAAGAGAUGAUGCACGUAGAGAUGACAUAAGGAAUAGAAAUAAGAACGACGCAAGAAGUGAUGACAUACGCAACGAUGAUGCGAGAAGGGAUGACCGGCGUAUGAAUGACGCAAGGGACGAUAAACGUAGAGAUGACACAAGAAGAGAUGAUGCACGUAGAGAUGACACAAGUAGAGAUGAUGCACGUAGAGAUGACACAAGAAGAGAUGAUGCACGUAGAGAUGACACAAGAAGAGAUGAUGCGAGAAGGGAUGACCGGCGUAUGAAUGACGCAAGGGACGACAAACGUAGAGCUCAGACAAGAAGAGAUGAUGUACGUAGAGAUGACACAAGAAGAGAUGAUGCACGUAGAGAUGACACAAGAAGAGAUGAUGCACGUAGAGAUGACACAAGAAGAGAUGAUGAACGUAGAGAUGACAUAAGGAAAAAUGAUAGAGACAAGAACGACGCAAGAAGAGAUGAUAUAACUGGGAACACGUCCGUUGUUAAAAGGUCAAAAAGAGGUGUUGACUGCGAGUAUAUGGGUGGACUUAUAAAAGAUGGAAGCGAGAAGGUUUUUGAGAGCAAUGGACGGAAAACUAUAGUACGAUGUAUUCAUGGAGAACGCGAGUAUGUGUUCAACUAAUGGAUUGACAAUCAAAGUGAACAUAUUUGAAUGAAGUGUUUGUCGUAAUGUCGCAAUAUCUUAUCCUUGUCUUCCUGUAUAAAUGCUUAUUUUGAGUCUUAUUAGAAAUGAAAGAAUUGAAUAAGGU
Molecule: messenger RNA, 1599 nt
Organism: Rhopilema esculentum
Lineage: Eukaryota; Metazoa; Cnidaria; Scyphozoa; Rhizostomeae; Rhizostomatidae
Source: RefSeq, a predicted model, not a curated record